This is a messenger RNA of Porites evermanni, 411 nucleotides long. Lineage: Eukaryota; Metazoa; Cnidaria; Anthozoa; Scleractinia; Poritidae. The record is from the annotation of a GenBank genome assembly.
AUGCGAAACGAGGAAGGGGAAAAACUGUUCACAGAAAGUGAAUUUCUGACUGAACAGCAAAUUCAGCCAUACUUUUCAAGACGAGCCUCUAAACUCCAGCAUUCUCAUUCAGACGAUCCAGAAUCUGAUCAAGACGAGGAUAUUAUGGCCACUGAAGAGGAAAUUGCGCAUGAAAAUGUUUGUGCAGUUGUGUUAAAGGAGGUGGGAAUAAGGCACCCAAUUGUUUUCAACACUUUCAACUUAUGUGACAUGCAAAAGGCAGGUAAACUGCGACUCCUAAGUGUUUCCAUGCUGCGAUCCAUUUGCGAACAUUUUGACAUUGAGGUGAUGAACAUCAAAGGACGAUGCAAAGCUCCUUACUUGUCUCUACUUGGGGAACUUCUUGUUGCAUGCAGUUGUCAUAACAGUUAG